AUGGAAAAGGAGACCAUCGAUGCACGGAGUGGACACGGCAAAGAUGAUCAAAAGAGACGCGAGAAUCGAACAGACUGCCAGACUCGAGCAGAAUCGGCAAGUUACGCCUACCAACCAACAUGCCCCGCCAACACACCAACAGGCUCCGCCCACACACCAACAGGCUCCGCCCACACACCAACAGGCCCCGCCCACACACCAACAGGCCCCGCCCCCGUAUCAGUUCGACCAACAGCAGCAAUUGCAGCAACGACAGCAACAACAGUAUCAACUAAGGAUGCAACAACUGCAGCAGCAGCAGUACCAGUUGCAGUUGGAGCAACAGCAACUGCGACAGCAACAACAACAACUUCAAGCCAACGGAGCAUCCGGGUACAACCGUACCAGGCCCAACUCUCGCCCCGGCAGGCAGCCGCAUGUCUCGGCCAAGUCGUCCCUCCGUCGCCGGCGAGACGAUAUCGGGCAAAAACGGCCAAGUCCCUGGGCAUCCUGCAGAUCGUCCUCGCCAUCGUGUCGUUGGUGCUCGGUAUCAUCACGGCUGCCAUUGGCGCAUGGGGAGCGGCCAUUGGCGUACCAAUCUGGGGUGGUAUCUGUUUUUACCUACCGGCCGGAAUACUAGGUGUUUUGUCCACAAAGCCAACGAACAUGCAGAAUUGUGUGAUAACCUCCUGCAUGACCAUGUCUAUCCUCUCGUCAUUAGCAGCAGGCACUAGCUUUAUUAUGUCGUGUAUCGCAGCUACCAGUGAGUACGAUUACUAUUCGUACUAUCCGGUCCUGAAUGUUGGUAACACGAUAAUGGACGCCAUACUUGCCUUUGUUGCGUUCACAGAGGUAUUGGUUGCAAUUACGCAGUCUGCCUUCUGUUGCAAAUACCGAUGCGCUUGCUGCAACAAGCCAAAUCAAGCGGUUCAGGUUACAACUCCAGUCCGUUACGCAUCUCCACACACCCACAACAUGCAGCCACCCAUGCCAUACCAGCAUCAGCAACGGCAGCAGCAGCAGUUUACGAUGCUACAGCAACGGCAGGUACCCGCAUACCGUGCCCAGGGCAUUGUGCCACUGCAGAGCGCACCCGGGGACACACAGCCUGCACAUCCCAACAGUGUCAGCGAUUAUUUAAGGAGCCCAGAUGAAAGCCAUGCAAACGAGCCAGAGCUACCACCAGCCUACAGCGACUCACCGCCGCCUAGCUACAGCCUCAGCACGGGUUACAUGUAAAGGGAAGAGAAUAAAUAUUACCCUGUAUUGGGUAUAUUUUCCUGUAAUUGGGUAUAUUCUCAUACCCAAUUGGGGUAAUUACUCCCCAAUGAGAGUAGUUAAAGGGAAGGAAAGUUAUCGUGAAACGCAAAUAAUACCCAGAAUUUUGUGUAUUUUGUUUUGAUAUCCUAUAAGAAAGAUAUUGUAAUUGGGAAGUAUAUACACUACCCUAGAUCAGGGUACAUUUUUCUAUCCCGUUUAAGAUAAAAUGAGAGUUGAUUUGGGGAAGGAUACAUGACCCUAGAUCAGGGUAUAUUAUAACACUGAAUCUGGUGUAUUUUGUUUUGGUGUCCUACAGGAAAGAUUGGGAAGUAUACGGUACCCUAAAUCAGGGUACAUUUUUCUAUCCGUUUUAAGAUAUUAUUACUGGAGUUAAUUUGAAGGGGAACAU
This is a messenger RNA of Patiria miniata (bat star), 1648 nucleotides long. RefSeq lists its product as uncharacterized. The record is from RefSeq and is a predicted model, not a curated record. The coding region runs from base 1 to 1218 and encodes 405 amino acids. Gene Ontology annotation, cellular component: membrane. The transcript is spliced from 8 exons. Lineage: Eukaryota; Metazoa; Echinodermata; Asteroidea; Valvatida; Asterinidae.